AUGUCAGACACCGACGUUGUUUCCGGCACGUUCCGGGCGCUGGUGGAGAGCGCGGACCGGAAGUUCGCGCGUGUCCGCGACGUGCCGGCGUACGGGCGCGUGCACAACCAGCACUACUUCCACAAGGUGUUCAAGGCGUACAUGCGUCUCUGGAAGUACCAGCAGGAGAACCGGGCGAAGCUGGUGGAGGCCGGUCUGAACCGGUGGGAAAUCGGCGAGAUCGCGAGCCGGAUCGGCCAGCUGUACUUCGGUCAGUACAUGAGGACGAGCGAGGCGAGGUUUCUGGCGGAGGCGUACGUGUUCUACGAGGCGAUUCUGAGCCGGAGGUACUUCGAGGGAGGAGCCAAGGGUUUGGGGAAGAAGGAGAUUGGAGUCCGGUUCAAGGAGCUGAGAUUUUACGCGAGGUUUUUGCUGGUGGCGUUGAUUUUGAACCGGACCGAGACGGUUCAGCUGCUCGCCGAGCGGUUCAAGGCUCUGGUUGAUGACAGCAGAGCCAAUUACCGGGAAACUAAUUUUAAAGAAUGGAGGCUAGUGGUGCAAGAAAUUGUGCGAUUUAUGAAAGUUGAUACGGCCUUUAUGAAUGUCAGGCCAUUGCGAUAUUCUGCCAUGUUUGAUUCACAUCCGGCAUCUCUCCCAUAUGUGGCUCGUUUUCAUGCAAAGAGGGUUCUUAAAUUUCAAGACGCACUGCUGACAAGCUAUCACCGGAACGAGGCCAAGUUUGCUGAACUUACAUUGGACACAUAUCGAAUGCUGCAAUGUUUGGAAUGGGAGCCUAGUGGGUCUUUCUACCAUAAGCGCCCUGUUGAAUCAAAAGAGAAUGGCUCUUUUAUUGAGCACUCUGGGGCUUCUGCGGCUUCUGGGGUCAUUGAUAUGAACUUGGCUGCAGAUAUGACUGAUCCAAGUUUACCUCCAAAUCCAAGGAAAGCAGUUAUUUAUCGUCCCUCGGUGACACAUUUGAUAGCGGUGAUGGCUACAAUAUGUGAGGAACUCCCUGUGGACAGUGUCAUGCUCCUGUACCUGUCAGCCUCAGGGACGGCUGGUCGUAGUAAUGUUAAUCAGCUUUACACCUCUGGAGGAUCACAGAAAUCGUCAAAAAAUAAAGUUCCUCUCCCAAAUCAGAAUACGUAUCGGGCUGAAUCUUGUAAUGGCAAGGCAGAAUCAAGUGGCUAUUAUGAUAAGUAUCUGUGGUUUGGUCCUAGAGGGAAUGGCGGUGAGAAUAACCUAUACCCUGGAGACAUAAUUCCUUUUACUCGCAGACCUCUUUUCUUGAUAGUUGAUAGUGACAACAGCCAUGCAUUCAAGGUUCUACAUGGUGCGGAAAGGGGAGAGACAGCUGCUCUGUUUCUUUCACCUUUGAGACCAGCAUUCAAGAAUCCAGCUGAUGCUGAUUUAACGCAAAACGGAAGUCAGUUCACCUUUUUCUUGACUGCCCCUCUCUCAGCAUUCUGCCAAUUAGUUGGUCUCUCCUCUUCUGAUACUGAAACAGACGUCUAUAACGGUGCUGAGGGCAUACUUUCUGAUGCCUUCUCUAAGUGGGAAAUAAUACUCUGUACAUCAACAAAGAUGGAUCUGGUGUGGGCCCAAGUUAUGUCUGAUCCAUUUCUACGGCGACUUAUUCUAAGAUUUAUAUUCUGCAGAGCUGUGCUUUCGCUCUUCUGUCCUCCAGAAGAUAGUGAACAAUAUUUGCCAGUUUGCCUACCCUUUCUUCCCAGUUCUGUCUCUCCAGAUUCUGAAGUAGUACAGUCUUGUAUCUCCAGACUUGCAAAGCACCUCAGAGUAGAUGACUGUUUUAACUUUGAUGACACGUGAUUACUUUAUAAGGAACUCGACACCUAUCAUAGCAAGAUUGUACUUAUAGCGUUACAUCUACUGGGGUUCAUGCCUAGUCAAUCCGGUGGGAUGACAAGCUAUGUCAAUCAAUUAGCUUAUUUUGGUUUGAGAAGAUUAUAUUGGUUUAUAGGCUGGAAAUAUAGGGGGCCGGAACUUGUGUGCGGUUGUUUUCUCGCCAAUAUGCAGCAUUGCCGUGCCUUGAUGAUGAAAAGUGGCAUGUUAUUCUGGUUAGGUUGGUGUCUUAUUAUUUUGUAGGUUGUGAGAUUUGCCAGGUGAAUCUUUGGAGCUUGUUUCAGUUUACUUACAGUUGUCAAUACCUUUGUACAAGAAAAUCAGCUAGUGAAAUGAGUCUAAAUUAUUUUAAGCUACGUUAGUGGUAGUUUUAUGUUCUUGUAGAAGCUGCUGAAUAAUUAGAUGCACAAAGCAGUACAGAGAAAUGCAACUCCAGAAUUUGAUUUGAGGCUUUGGGCUACUGGGUAUUUUGGCUAGUAUUUUUUAUUGCUGGUCUUUUUACCAGGGUGUACUUUGUAUUUGUACAAACGGCUUGAUUUGUUGAUGAUGUUUCUUUUUAAUAGCAGAUUUUUGUCUUUUGGGAUAUUGAUGAC
This is a messenger RNA of Fragaria vesca subsp. vesca, 2435 nucleotides long. Its product is annotated as protein SCAI-like. Gene Ontology annotation, molecular function: transcription corepressor activity. NCBI's taxonomy places the organism in Eukaryota, Viridiplantae, Streptophyta, Magnoliopsida, Rosales, Rosaceae. The transcript has 9 exons. Gene Ontology annotation, cellular component: nucleus. The record is from RefSeq and is a predicted model, not a curated record. Bases 1 to 1809 code for a protein of 602 amino acids. Gene Ontology annotation, biological process: DNA-templated transcription.